AUGAAUCGAGGCGGUGGAGGUGGCCGAAAGGUCCUUCUUCCCCCAAUCAACUUCAUCUUCAAGCUGCUCCAACAGCAUACGCCUGUGUCUAUUUGGUUAUACGAGCAAUUGGGAAUCAGAAUUGAAGGAAAGAUCAGAGGUUUCGACGAGUUCAUGAACUUGGUGCUCGAUGAUGCAGUGGAGGUCAGGCAAGCUACAAAGGAUAAAGAAGAGAGUCGCAGGGCACUGGGACAAAUUCUCUUGAAGGGUGAUAAUGUUUCGUUAAUCCAGAGCGCAAGUGGAUAA
Molecule: messenger RNA, 285 nt
Organism: Botrytis sinoallii
Lineage: Eukaryota; Fungi; Ascomycota; Leotiomycetes; Helotiales; Sclerotiniaceae
Exons: 3
Coding region: 1-285 (94 amino acids)
Biological process (GO): spliceosomal snRNP assembly; mRNA splicing, via spliceosome
Cellular component (GO): U2 snRNP; U1 snRNP; U4 snRNP
Molecular function (GO): RNA binding
Source: RefSeq, a predicted model, not a curated record